Scomber japonicus (chub mackerel) is the source of this 1148-nucleotide messenger RNA. Its product is annotated as C-type lectin domain family 7 member A-like. The record is from RefSeq and is a predicted model, not a curated record. The transcript is spliced from 7 exons. Lineage: Eukaryota; Metazoa; Chordata; Actinopteri; Scombriformes; Scombridae. Bases 1 to 885 code for a protein of 294 amino acids.
AUGACGCCUGAGGAAGACCCAGUCACCGACAUCGAGGCAGAGCUGCUGUGGGAGAACCAGCCUCAUCCUCCACGAGGCGACGUCCCAAACCGCCGGCCCUACCUGGACUACGGAGAGGGGGAACCACAGGACCAGGCGGCCCCCAGCUACAGCCACAUCCACUACCACAGCAGGCAGCUACCAGGGAGGAGCACUGGAAGCACUGGAAGCACUGGGAGCACUGGGCACAGGGUCAGACUCACAGGACCAAAAGUCCAUCUGUCAGGAGAGAGGACGCCUGAGGAGAAGGUCUGGACGUUCCACAGUCUGACUCCUCUCCGGGUGGAGGAGCUGAAGCCAGAGCCGGGUGAUGUCGGGUGGAGCUGGUCAGGUGGAGCUCACAGUCAUCACCUGCAGGAGCUUGGAGUUGGAGACGCUCCUCAAAACGAUCAUCCAUCUCCCAGACAGCAGCCAGAACUGCGCCAGCGCAAGACGGGGAAGUCAGUCAGCAGCUCCUGUCCUGAUGGUUCGACUCACUACAGGAGACGCUGUUACAUCCUCAGCUCGUCUGUGGCCAGCUGGGCCAGCGCUGAGCAAACCUGCUCACAGCUGUUUAACAGCAGUCUGACCAGCGUGCGGUCCAGAAGAGAUAUGACAUGGUUGUGGAAGUUUGCAGGCAGGAAGCCAUUUUGGAUUGGUAUGUCUGGGGGUCCGGGCCGCUGGAUGUGGGCUGACGGUCGCUCGGUGUCUUUCUCUAGACUGAGGGGGGCUUUGCCGGGCCGCAGUGAGGCCAACGUCGGCUCCGACUGUGUGCUGGUUGAAAACCCCACAAGCUGGAUUUCCACAAGUUGCUCUGCCGAAACCCAACACACAUUCAUCUGUUCGUCGCCGGCUCACACUCACUGAGAGAUAUUUACUGCUAUCAGCCCCGUCAUAACGACCUGUGUGAACGCUGUGUUUAAGUCAUAUUUAAUGUUAUGCAAUGAUGCUGCUCUGUACAUUAGUUUUCAUAUUUUUGUCAUAAUAAAGAUUGCUGCACAAAUCGAAAUAUGAGUCUGUAAACCAGAAUGAAGAUCUGCAGUUUAAAACUUUAUAUUUCAGGUUUAAAUUCAGCUUUUUGCAUUAAACUGAUGUAAAUGUAUUUUCAUACUUAAACAUGUUUUUAUCUC